AUGGGGGCAUUGGACACUACCUGGGAUUUGUGCCGCCGAGACUCGGCCGACUCCCGGCGCCGCGGCUCGGUACGCCGGCGGCGGCAGGCGCCGGGGUUUUUCUGUGGGGCCACUCUCAUCUCGGAGCGCUACAUGCUGACGGCGGCCCACUGUAUCACCGAGGAGCGGCCUGUGAACGUGGUCCGGCUGGGCGGGUUCGCGCCCACGGAGGACGGCACGCCCACAAAGCCCGUCGACUACCCCGUGGAAAAGAUCACCACGCACCCGCUGUACCGGUACCCGGUGGUGUACCAUGACCUGGCGCUGAUCCGACUCGGCCGGCCGGUCACAUUCACACCCACUGUGCGCCCCUACUGCCUGGCGGCGCCCCACCAGGACCGGCCCGGCACCGACGCGCACGUGGCAGGAAUCGGCGCAAAGGAGUUCGGCGGUAAAGUCGGCGACGUGCUGCUGGAGGCGCCGCUGCCGAUCGUCUCGGCCGCCGAAUGUCUGACAAACCUGACCGGCGGCCGCACCACGCUCCAGCUGCCCCAGGGGAUCACGGACGGGUGUGCUGGCGACUCGGGCGGACCGCUGCGCGUCGAGACUGACGACGGGCCGCGGCUGGUCGGCGUCGUGGCCGCCGGGGAGGGCUGCGCCGCGCCCGGAAAGCCGGGGCUCUAUACGCGCGUGUCGCACUACAUCGACUGGAUCGACGGCAUCGUGUACGGCGAUGGAUAA
This is a messenger RNA of Amphibalanus amphitrite, 720 nucleotides long. RefSeq names its product venom protease-like. The record is from RefSeq and is a predicted model, not a curated record. Gene Ontology annotation, biological process: proteolysis. The transcript has 5 exons. NCBI's taxonomy places the organism in Eukaryota, Metazoa, Arthropoda, Thecostraca, Balanomorpha, Balanidae. Gene Ontology annotation, molecular function: serine-type endopeptidase activity. The coding region runs from base 1 to 720 and encodes 239 amino acids.